Molecule: messenger RNA, 1674 nt
Organism: Sphaeramia orbicularis (orbiculate cardinalfish)
Lineage: Eukaryota; Metazoa; Chordata; Actinopteri; Kurtiformes; Apogonidae
Gene: acbd4
Product: acyl-CoA binding domain containing 4
Exons: 11
Coding region: 254-1504 (416 amino acids)
Biological process (GO): fatty acid metabolic process; pexophagy
Cellular component (GO): cytoplasm
Molecular function (GO): fatty-acyl-CoA binding
Source: RefSeq, a predicted model, not a curated record
CCACAGCUCCAGGCAGGCGGAGGUGACAGGGCAGCACACUGUCUGUCUGCAAACAAACUUUACAAAACACACAAGUAAAACUCCUAAAUGUUGUAAAACGGGCCUCUACUGUCGAACCGCUCCCGGGACCGGUCCGUUACGGUUCCGUGUGUCCAGUAAAGACCCGGUUCGGAUCAUGGACAGACGCAGGACGAACAGCUACUGAGCUCCAGUUGAACUCGUUCGGUUCCAGGUUUUCAGUCCAGUUUAUGUCAUGCCCGUCCCAGCGAUGGUGGAGCCUGACGUCGACCACCAGAGACGCUUCCAGGCCGCCGUGGACGUCAUCCACAACCUCCCCAAGAACGGUUGUUAUCGUCCGUCGUACGAGGUGAUGCUGCGUUUCUACAGUUUAUACAAACAGGCUGUGUGUGGACCCUGUACCAGCUCCAGACCCGGGUUCUGGGACCCAGUUGGACGCUACAAAUGGGACGCCUGGAGCCGGCUGGGAGAUAUGAGCACUGAGAGCGCCAUGGCAGCGUACGUGGACGAGAUGAAGAAAGUGGCUCAGGAGGUCAUCGACACCAUGCCCAUGGACGAGAAGACGGCGUCGCUCCUGCACCACUUCGAGCCUCUGUACCUGGUCAUCGAUGACAUGCCUCGGCCUCCGGAGGCGCUGCUGAGCCUCAGAGACGGUCUUAAAGGGGUUGAUGAUCCUGUCGGAACUCCAGACCUUCAAGAGGAGGAGGAGUCCAGCCCCCCAGAGGGUCCACCUGGUCCAUCCAGUCCAGCUGAAGACCAGAUGAGUCAGUCUGAGGAGGGUCAUGUCUCUGAGAACCCCCUCCCCAACGACUCCGGUGUGUCUGAAGGUCUACUGUUGACCAGCGACUCAGAGAAUGAGAUCUUCUGUGACUCGGUGGACUCGGUGGAACAGCUGGGUCACAUCAAGGCUCCGGUGCUGAAGUCCAACGGCGUCCAGAACGGACACGUGACUCUGAUUCAGAGCCACGGGAGGCAGGUGGGGGCGGGGCAAGGAGGGGAGGGGGCGGAGGAUGGGAAGGGUCCGACCAGGAGGAGCCGAGAUGGUGGGAGGGAAAUGUCCCAUGGAUGGAGAGAACGUGGCGUCCCUCAGGGCAGUCCGAGACAAGGAGGCGGCCCUGGAGGGGGCGGGGCCGGGCGAGGAGGAGGCGGGGCCGGUCCGGAGGGCGGGGCCGAGCGUGUCCAGGACGCCCAGCUGCAGCAGCAGAUCAUCCUGGCCCUGCAGAGACUCCGAGAGGACAUGAGGAGCGUCAUGGAGAGACUGGAGGCCGUGGAGAGACUGGCAGCAGCCCACGCCCAGGGCUCAGAGUGGAGAACAUGUGUUCAAUGUUCAGCCUCACAUGAACACCAUCAGGAGGUGAAGUGGUGGCCGCUGGACGUGUCCACUCCCACCGUCCUCCUCUUCCUCCUGUGGCCUUUCGUGGCCCAGGGGCUGCUCUACCUGCUGAGAAAAGGCCAAAGAAGAAGAAGAGGCGACAUUUCCUCCUGAAACUCACCCACCGAGGCUACGAUCAGACCGCAGAAAAAUGGGGAACAAAUCCGAUUUUUUUUUACCCAUAUGCGAUCUGUAUCCGAUCUUUUAAAGACAGUUUGAAAAGCACUAAUCCCACCCAGACCACUUUCGUAUGUGGUCCUAAAUCCGAUACGUAUCCGAUAUUU